GCCGCUGCCCCUUCUCUCGCGCGAGAUGCUGCUCCUGGCGUUGGGCGGCCCGUGGGCGGCCGGACUGCGGCUCGGCGGGCAGAGGACGGCGCCGUGGGCGGUCACCGCGCUCCGGGGCCCGGGGGCGGCCGUGUCGCGGGCGGCCUCCUGCAGCGGCUCCGCGGGGCCGGGCGGCGGCGGGAGCGCGUGGCUGCGGGGAGCCGCACGGCUGCUCCGGCGGCCGGGGCCAGCGCAGGUACCUGUUUGUUGGGGAAGAUGUGUUCGAUGCUUACAUACACAAUGUGAAAAAUCAGAAGAUGGAAGACUGAUUUAUACCGGGAAUCUGGCCCGAACAGUAUUUGGUGUGAAAUGUUUUUCCUAUUCUACAAGUUUGAUCAGCCUUGCAUUUCUACCAUACAUUUUUGCUCAAAAUAAUAUUAUAUUUGGAAGUCUGCCUCUGCAAAUCUUAUUUUAUGGCGUCAUAGGAAGUUUCACAGUGAUCACUCCAGCUCUGCUUCACUUUAUUACGAAAGGCUAUGUCGUUCGGUUGUACCAUGAGGCCACAACAGACACUUAUAAAGCCAUUACUUAUAACGUUGUGCUUUCAGAGACCAGUACAGUGUUUCACCAGAAUGACGUGAAGAUUCCAAACAGCACACAUGUGUUUACCACAUUUUAUGCUAAAACAAAAUCCCUGUUAGUUAAUCCAGUGCUCUUUCCAAACCCUGAAGACUAUAACCAUCUAAUGGGUUAUGACAAACCAUUCACUUUUGAUAUGGAAGAAGCCAGUGAAAAGAAACAGCCUCAAGAUGAGAAAUGAGUCUGCUGUUUUUGUGUUUGUGCUUCAAUGCAAUUUAUGUUUCAAUGUAUAAUAAUAAAAUUGCCUUUACUUUU
Molecule: messenger RNA, 873 nt
Organism: Diceros bicornis minor
Lineage: Eukaryota; Metazoa; Chordata; Mammalia; Perissodactyla; Rhinocerotidae
Gene: TMEM70
Product: transmembrane protein 70
Exons: 3
Coding region: 26-799 (257 amino acids)
Biological process (GO): mitochondrial proton-transporting ATP synthase complex assembly
Cellular component (GO): mitochondrial membrane
Source: RefSeq, a predicted model, not a curated record